CAAAGCAGUGAACGACGCACUAGGACUGGCAGCCUAACUAUAUAAAGCUUGAGCUGACUGCAUGUGCUCAGCACUCAAGCCUCUUCCUACCAAGCAUCUCACUCAUUCAAGCACCUUACUCCUGUACCAAACUUUUAUCCGAGCAGUAGGAGAUACACUGGGCUCCCUCCCUGCGUACAUCUAAUGGCUGCGCUUUCUAGGACCUAAUAUAUUGCUGUUUUUAAGAAUUACGUGGGAGAGAAAACAGACAAAGCUACAUACAACUAACACUUCAAAGGAAAAGCACAAAAAAUAACAUUGAAUAAGGACACAGCCAUGGGGUAUCCCAUACAGGUGUUUGCCUGUCUUCUUUUAAUGCUGGGUUCUCAAGUGAACAGUGGACUUAUAAGAAAAGUUAUCCGACACAGAAGGGACACUGGUUUAAACAUAACCUUGCCUGAAGACAACCAGCCAGUAGUGUUCAACCAUGUGUACAAUAUUAAAGUUCCAAUGGGUUCCUUAUGCUCAGUUGACCUCGAUCCUAUAGGAACAGCAGAAAAUGAGGUGAAGCCACAGACAGGAAUUGAGAAAAAUUACCAAGAAACCACUUUAGACGGGGAAAACCAGAUUGUUUUUACUCAUCGGAUUAACAUCCCUAGACGUGCUUGUGGAUGUGCAGCCUCUCCAGAUAUUAAGGACCUUCUAAGCAGACUGGAGGAGUUAGAAGGCAUUGUGUCCUCUCUUCGAGAACAAUGUACUACAGGGGCUGGGUGCUGUUCUAAUACACAGACUGCUGAAGGUAUAGUGGAAACUAAGCCUUACUGCAAUGGGCAUGGAAAUUACAGUACUGAAACUUGUAGCUGUAUCUGUGAGCCUGGGUGGAAAGGACCCAACUGUACAGAAGCAGAAUGUCCAGGAAACUGCAAUAACAGAGGGACAUGUGUGGAUGGAAAAUGUGUUUGCAAUCCAGAAUACACCGGAGAGGACUGUGGUGAAUUGGCCUGCCUGAACGAUUGUAAUGACCAAGGAAAAUGUGUUAAUGGAGUCUGCGUUUGCUUUGAUGGCUUUGCUGGCGAUGACUGCAGUGAAGAAGUGUGCCCCGUGCCUUGCAGUGAGCAUGGCAAGUGUGUGAAUGGCCGAUGCUUGUGUGAGGAAAACUAUGUUGGGGAGGACUGUAGCGAGCCCCUGUGUCCAAACAAUUGCAACAACCGUGGACGUUGUGUGGACAAUGAAUGCAUAUGUGAUCAUCCUUACACAGGAGAGGACUGUAGCGAGUUGAUUUGCCCCAAUGACUGCUUCGACCGUGGUCGUUGUGUAAAUGGUGUGUGCUAUUGUGAAGAAGGGUACACUGGUGAGGACUGUGGUGAACUGGCCUGUCCAAACAACUGCAACAAUAAGGGAAAAUGUGUAAAUGGGCUUUGCGUGUGUGAUGCAGGAUUCACUGGGGAUGACUGCAGUGAACUGAGCUGUCCAAACAACUGCAACAACCAGGGACGUUGCGUGAAUGGAGUGUGCGUAUGCAAGGAAGGCUUCAUGGGAGAGGACUGUAGUGAACUGAGAUGUCCAAAUGACUGCAGUGAUAAAGGCCGCUGUGUAAAUGGACAGUGUGUCUGUGAUGAAGGAUUUAUGGGUGAGGACUGCAGCGAACUAAGAUGCCCCAACGAUUGUAACAAUAGAGGCCGCUGUGUGAAUGGCCAGUGUGUGUGUGAUGAAGGAUUUAUGGGCGAUGACUGCAGUGAACUGAGAUGUCCCAAUGACUGUAACAACCAAGGCCGUUGUGUGAACGGGCAGUGUGUGUGCGAUGAGGGAUUCAUGGGACUGGACUGCAGUGAACUAAGAUGCCCCAACGACUGUAGCAACAGAGGACGUUGUGUCAAUGGUCAGUGCAUAUGCGAUGAUGGGUUCAUGGGAGAGGAUUGCUCAGAAUUAAGAUGUCCUAAUGACUGCAACCACAGAGGACGCUGUGUCAAUGGACAAUGUAUAUGCGACAAUUUAUUCAUGGGUGAUGACUGCGGUGAACUUCGCUGCCCUGACGAUUGUAAUAACAGAGGACAAUGUAUCGAUGGCCAGUGUGUAUGUAAUGAAGGAUUCACGGGAGACAACUGUGGUGAAUUAACUUGCUUCAACAACUGCAACAACCAAGGCCGUUGUGUCAAUGGACAAUGCAUCUGUGAUGAAGGUUUUAUCGGAGAUUUCUGCUCUGAAGUAUCACCCCCAAAAGAUUUAGUUGUGACAGAUGUAACCACUAAAACCAUGAACCUUGAAUGGGUCAACAAAAUUAAAGUUUCUGAAUAUCUUGUUACCUACGUCCCCACAAGCCCUGGUGGCUUAGAGUUUGACUUCAGAGUCCCUGGGGACCAAACAACAGCCACUAUUAGAGAACUUGAACCUGGAGUAGAAUACUUUGUCCGCGUCUAUGCCAUCUUGAGGGACCAGAAGAGUAUCCCAGUAAGCGCCAGGGUUGCCACACACCUGCCUAGCACAGAUGAUCUCAGGUUUAAAUCAAUAAAGGAAACUUCUGUGGAUGUGGAGUGGGAUCCUCUAGAUAUCUCCUUUGAUACUUGGAAACUCAUCUUCCAGAAUACCAAAAAACAAAAUGGAGAGAUAACCACCAGCUUGGAAAGUUCUGUAACAUCUUUUGAGCAGCAAGGACUGGCGCCAGGAGAAACUUACGAAGUAUCGAUCCAGGUUGUGAAGAACAAUACGCUCGGACCUGCUUUGACCAAGCUCACCACUACAAGACUUGAUGCCCCAAGUGAAGUUGAUGUCAAGGAUGUCACAGACACAUCUGCCUUGAUAACGUGGAUGAAACCUCUAGCUGAGAUCGAUGGAGUUUCUCUGACCUACGGGACCGGAAAUGAGCCCAGGACCACAGUGGAACUGUCUGAAGAUGAAACCCAAUAUGCCAUGAACAACCUAAGACCAGAUACAGAGUAUGAGGUUAUCUUAAUAUCUAGACGUGGAGAAAUGACCAGUUCUCCAGUUUCAGAAACUUUCACUACAGAUUUAGACACACCAAGAAACUUGAAAAAAGUGUCACAGACUGACAGCACUAUUACUCUGGAAUGGAAGAACACUGUGGCUAACAUUGACUUCUACAGGAUCAAGUUUGCCCCACUUUCAGGAGGAGACCAUGAAGAAAUAACUGUACCUAGGAGCAAGCAGGCUACUACCAAGGCCACCCUUACAGGGUUGAGACCAGGAACUGAAUAUGGCAUCGGACUAACAGCAGUGAAACAAGACAAAGAAAGUUCUCCUGCUACCAUCAAUGCAGCAACUGAUUUGGAUGCCCCCAAGAACUUGGAGGUCACUGGGUCUACCGAAACUACAUUGAAUGUACGAUGGAUAAUCCCAGUAGCCAAGUUCGAUGGAUACCGUCUCACUUACAUCAGCAGCGGUGAUUCUGAGAGCGAACUCCAGGUUCCUGGAGAUGCCAGUUCCUAUAUACUGACUGGGCUUGAACCUGGUAAAGAAUACACCAUUUCAUUGGUUGCAGAGAAAGGCAGACACAAGAGCAAACCCGCAACGGCUAUUGGACGUACUGAAGCACCUCUGGAGCUGGGCAACCUAUUGGUAUCCCAUGUAGACUGGGACUCCUUUAAACUCACGUGGGCAGCUCCAGAGAAGAACUAUGAGAAAUUUGUGAUUGAGGUUAAGGAUACUGAUGAUGAUGAAGAAGAUACCAAAACCAUAGUGGUUCCUGGAGAACUUCGCUCUUUGGAAGUGCCGGACUUGAAACCGGCUUCAAAAUAUGUGAUCACAUUAUAUGGUGUGAUUCAGGGAUCUAAUACUAAGCCUCUCAUUGGUGAAGCUGUCACAGAAAAAAAGCCAGAAGUAGACAACUUGUCCAUCACCAACGUAACACCCAAGAGCUUUGAUCUGUCCUGGACAGCAACGCAAGAUGAGUUUGAUGGAUUUGUUAUAGAAAUCGUUGAUACAGAAAAGUUAUUGGAGCCAGUGAAAUUAAAUGUCUCUGGCCAUCUCAGGAAUACUCCUAUCUCAGGGUUAUUACCCAACACUGAUUACACCAUCUACCUCUAUGGCAUUGUCCACGGUCGACCUACACAACCUAUUAGCACUUCAGCCUCUACAGAGACAGAACCUGAAGUCGGAAACCUUGUGGUUUCCCAAAUUACCCCAAACAGUCUCCAUCUGUCAUGGACAGCUGACGAAAGUGGUUUUGACAACUUUAUCAUUAAAAUGCAAGAUACAAAAAAGCAGUAUGAGCCAAUAACACUAACAGUGCCAGGCAGCGAACGGUCAACUGUUGUGACAGGACUAAGAGAUGGCACUGAAUAUGAGAUCGAUCUGAAUGGCGUUUCUAGUGGUCAGCACUCUCCAUCAAUUGUAGGAGAGGCAACAACAGCCCUGGGGUCUCCAGAAGGACUUUCAUUCUCUGACAUUACCGAGAACUCUGCUAAAGUCAUCUGGCUCGCACCGAAGAUCCGGGUUAACAAAUUUCUGAUCACUUAUGUUCCUGUAACUGGAGGUGCCAGCAACACAGUGGAAGUGGAUGGUUCCAGAACCCAAACUACUUUAGUAAACCUUCUGCCAGGUGUUCAAUACCUUGUAAGUCUCGUAUCCGUGAAAGGCAGUGAAGAAAGUGCGCCCGCCUCCGAUACCCUGACCACAGCUCUCGACAGUCCAUCAGGCCUAAGAGCCAUUAACGUCACCGAUUCCGAAGCCCUGGCCCUGUGGAAACCAUCUUUGGCAUCUGUGGAUAAUUAUGUUAUCACCUAUACCGCCAAGAACGCUCCGGCAGUAGAGGUCACAGUCUCAGGCAACAUUGUCGAAAAUGACAUCAUCGGGCUACAGCCGGCUACUGAAUAUACAUUAAAGAUCUAUGCUGUUAGAGGACCACUUAGAAGUCGGGAAAUCUCUACUGUAUUCACUACAGCUUUGGAUGGUCCUAGAGAUUUGUCAGCUACUGAAAUUCAGGCAGACUCCGCUCUGAUCACAUGGAGGCCACCAAGAUCCAUGAUCACAGGUUUCUUGCUUAUCUAUGAGUCUGUGGAUGGAACAGUCAAGGAAGUAGCUUUGGGACCAGAUGCCACCUCUUACAGAUUACUAGACCUCAGUCCUUCUUCUCAGUAUACAGUAAGACUACAGGCAUUAAAUGGAGAUAUCAAGAGCAAAUUCAUUCAAACUAUAUUUACAACAACUGGGCUUCUAUAUCCAUUACCAAGAGAUUGCUCUCAGGCUAUUCUAAAUGGAGAGUCGGAAUCAGGAAUGUAUACAAUUUAUGCAAACGGUGACCAGUCACAACCUAUGGAAGUAUUUUGUGACAUGGAGGUGGAUGGAGGUGGAUGGAUUGUGUUUGUGAGAAGAACUGAUGGGUCUGAAGAUUUUUACAGAAAUUGGAGAACCUACGCCGCUGGGUUUGGAGAUCCCAAAAAUGAAUUUUUCUUAGGUCUGGAUAAUCUGCACAAAAUUACAUCCCAGGGACAAUACGAGCUUCGUGUUGACCUUAGAGACCAAGGUGAAACUGCCUACGCUGUUUAUGAUAAAUUUGCAGUUGGCGAUUCCAGGAGUCGCUACAGACUAAGGGUUGAUGGUUACUCUGGAACAGCAGGAGAUUCAAUGACUUAUCACAAUGGUCGUCCAUUUUCCACAUUUGACAAGGACAAUGAUUCUGCUAUUACCAACUGCGCUCUGUCCUAUAAAGGAGCUUUCUGGUACAAGAAUUGUCACAGAGUGAACCUUAUGGGCAGAUAUAAGGACAACAGCCACAGUCAGGGAAUCAAUUGGUUCCAUUGGAAGGGUCACGAACACUCCAUUGACUUUGCAGAAAUGAAGAUAAGACCAGCCAGUUUCAGAAAUCUUGAAGGAAGACGAAAGAGAUCAUAAAGACUAAUAUAUUAUCAGCAAAAGAAAAAGAAGAAAAAGUGGGCAGACUGACUUCAAUAUUGAAUUACACCAGCCAGUCUACGCCCACCUACUAUUCAACUCAACCCCAAAAAAGAAGUGUCUUACAGAAAUACCGCAGUGUCUUAAGUAUGUCAUUGCUUAAAGGUGUUUUGUGGCCCAGAUAACACCAAAGACUUUUUGAUGCAACUAAACAUGCUUACAGCAUCCCCCUCAAAUGAUACAGAAAGGGAAAAAAGAGGGAUUGAACAUUGACAGGAACAAUGAAAAAAAUGAAGUGUACAGUGGUAGAUUUAGAAAUUGUCAUACUUUGAACAAAGCUAUUGUUUAAUAUUUUGUCAUACGUAAAUUGUUUUAUUUGGUAGGUUGGGUGACUUUUAUAUAAAAAAAAUAAUUACAUUGGAAAUUGUAUCAAAACAAAACAUUUUGUGUGGGUUGGAAAUUUUAUAUUAUUUUUGAAAAAAAAAUGUCAUCUGAAAAAAAUAAAAUCCUUUUGGAAAGUUUGUUAAUAAACUUGAAGUAGGCCCCUUAAUGUACAUCAUGAUAUUACAAAGGGAUUGUACAAGAUAAGCAAAAUAUGACUGCUUUCUGCAACAAACAGUGCCACUCCUGUCCACAGGUUGUGUAAGGUAUUGCAGUCAGCACCAUUCACUUGAAUGGAAAUGAGCUGCAAUCUCAGACAUGGCCCACAAACAGAUGUGUCGUUGUUUCUAGAAGAAGGUAAAGAUGUUUUUCUAAUCCUGCACAAAAGGUCAUGUGUAAGGGUUUUGACAGCUCAUUAAAAUUCGUUUGGAAGAGAAUCCACAUUUAUUGCCUUUGUUUUUUGGCCAGCUGCUCGAAAACUAUCAUACUUCUUCUCUUUCUAAUAAUAUGACAGAUAGUUGCCCAAAGUAGCGGCUAAAAGUAUUAGGUAAAAGUCUUGAUAUUUAUAAAGAAAAUGUAUAAUGUAUAUUCAAUUGAUUGAGAUUUAAUUGAUGGUUAAGUCACGGGUUCACUUUUGUCCAUCUUAUUCCAUUUUAUGUAUGGAUAUACUUUGUAUAACUAUCACAUACAUUGACCUAUUGAUUGUAUCUAUGUAUGCAACAUCCCGAACAAAAUUAUUCCCAAUUAUUCUGUACAAUUGAUAUAGCUAGUGAUUUGGGCCCAUUGAGCACAUCGAGUCUUUUGCACCAUCUUUAGUAUGAGGAUACAAAAUAACAAAAUAACAACAAAGAGUUGCAUUCAGACUUUUCUUAUUUGCUAGUUGAUAAGUCAACAGUUUGUCGACAGACACUCCCCCAGGACCCUGACUUAGCGGCUGUACUACCUCAAUUCUGCAGUACCUUUUGGGAGAGUAAAGGUGACCAUACCCUGUCAAUAGUUAAAUGUUAGUUCAGCUGACGGUUAUCUCUCCCAACCUUCCCAUACACAUAUAUGUUUGAUAAGGCCAAACAUUCUAAUCUAGAGGAAGAGGUAAGCUUCAUCAGACAGCUCAGUUGGGAACAUUUGGGUUGAACAGUUAAAAUCCAACAUCUCCAACCCUUCUCUCCCACAACAUUAUCUGUAGGGGAAAAGUCGGGAGCCCGCCAACCACCAUACACUUUAGACAGUCGGCUGAUUUGGCUGACUUUUAUCUAAAGUGUAUGGAGGCUUUAAAGAUGGCCAAAUACUUUAGAUAUCUGCUGUCCUAAUGAUCCUUCAGGCUUCCAUGGACAGCCAAGUGGGCAUGUAUUCUCAAAGGGAAGAAGGGAAGAAAGCCAAAAACAGAAAACCCCUGGCGGCAAUAUACCUAAUGUAAAAACAAAACAAAUCUGUUCAACAUGCUUCGCCAUUGCCUUUCCCAAUAAUCUGAAAUCUGUGGGUUUGGCCGGAAUUUUUCAAAUGCCUAUAGCCAUCUUUACCCUUUCUUAAAACAGAUUAUAAGCGUAUGUUAAGUCUAGGGGCAAUAGCCUACAGCAUAUUUGGUAAUAUUGGUACAACAAAGUAAUUCAAGGUAAAUUGUCCAACUUUUGACAUAGAUUAUGCAUAAAGUAUAAAAUGGUGCACAAAUGUGAACCUAUAAUAAUUUAAAAGAGACCUAGAUUGUAAUGCAAAAAGUUAUAAGAGCGAUAAAAUGACUCUAUACACAGUAUUGGUAUAACAAGUAUAAUAAAGGCAAAAAUGUGGUUAGUUUACAGAUCAGAAGAAGUAUGGUGCAAUUUAGUAUUUUUUUUGCCUUCACUUGUCCUUUAAGCUUACAUAAAAAAACAUAGGUUUUUGUCUUACCUUCUAAUGUUCCAAUGACGAAGAAUGUAUUAAAAUGUAAUUUAAUGUAAUUUCUACUACAUGGGCAGAGAUACUUUGUCAGUCAUGGACUGUACAUACAGUACAAAACAGAAAAGUCGAAGAGGAAAAAAAAAAUUUGAGAAAAGCAAUCACACUAAAUGCACUGUCAUUUGCAAUAAUGUAUAUAAUUUAACAUGACAAACAUUUGUUCUCAAAUUGUAAUGUCAAUAUUUCAGACGUUAAAUGUAAACACUGUAGAACAGCGAGUCUUGUCAGCCAGCGGCUGUAAUUAGCCAUUUUUGUAAAACAAAUAACAUUAAAAAUUUUUUUUUAAAUGUUCAAAUCCAUAAUAUAACAUAAGAGGUUUGCAUGAGGUUGCAAAAAAAAAUAAGAAGUUAGGGUGUUUUUCCCCCCCCAGAAACCGCACCACUUGCCCAUGAUAUUUGCCUGGUAAUGCAGCUCAGGCCCAUUCAGUUGAAUGCAGCUCGACUGCAAUGCCAUGCACAACCCAUAGAGAAGAUUUUUGUAAAUAUUUUCAGAUAAACCCUUUUCAUUUCUUUUAAUUACCUGGAUCUAAAAUCUACAUUUAUGAAAGGGAUUUCCCUCAAACCAUACAUUACCCGUUACAGUACCCAUCCUUUCUCAAUCAAAGCAUUCAGGGCUACCAGACAUGGAAAAAAACCUCACCAGGAAUUUGUGAGAUACUUGCUACCUCACAUCCCCUGUGUAAUGCUAACCUGUAAGAAAUAGAAAGGAUGUUUGGCAAAAAGUUUCUAAUGCCAUCCCCUACAAUAGCCAGCUAUUAGAGAUAAGACACGCAUCGAAAGCCUUAACGAUCUGGAAUAGUAUUACAAAUAUAUAUGACUUUGACCUACUGUGGAGCUUGACUGGGUCUUCGAAUAUGUUUCCUAACCCAACUUCUAGGGUCACAAAUCUUUGCAAGUCCUUUAUUGGUCCAUUUGAUCCAUGCCCGGCCCCUAUAAAGCUUUCUGCAACUCAAGACCGAUUUCUCAUCUCUCUGUAGACCAGGCAUAGGCAACCUUUUGCUCUGCAGACAUUUUGAACUACAUCUCUCAUGCAGCAUUUUGGCUGUAAAAUUAAAAUGGGAGAGGGAGUCCAAAAGCAGUGCCAAAUAUUGCCUAUGCUUGCUAUAGGCUAUUGGGUGUUUCCAGAUGAAAAAAGCCUUUGUGUUUAGCACCAUAUCCAGAUCAGCAGCAAAAUAAAGAACAUUAUUUUAUAUAUGUAACAAAAAAAAAUAUUGAUGGUUGCUAGUUGAUGUUUUUGUACUGUAUAUAUAGAUAUGUUACAAGGGCAAUUAUUCUGUCAAGCACAAAAACAUAGAAAUGUAAAGGAUUUUAUAGUUUUUCUUCGCAGCAGGAUUGCGUGACAGCAUGUUUUAUUUUAUUUUUUUGUAUUCUCUGAAUAAUUUUAAAAAAAAUGGUGGAAUAAUAUAUUGGUGUACAUACUGCCACAACAUAAAAUAUCCAAAACUUACAUCUUUCCAGGCCUCAGCAGCCGGUCAGCCUUUGCACAAUGAUGCUGAUAAAGCUCUUCUCCUAUUAAAAUGUUCACUCAAGUAUCCAUGUGCCUACCAGAUGGUGCCAACUAUUAGGUGAAGCCUUUAGGAAAGAACAAAGUGUCCCUCUGCAUUAUGUACCAUAACCUUUAUUAAGAAAAAAAAUAAAAAAAAUAAAAA
This is a messenger RNA of Hyla sarda, 9784 nucleotides long. RefSeq names its product tenascin C (gene TNC). The record is from RefSeq and is a predicted model, not a curated record. Bases 316 to 5826 code for a protein of 1836 amino acids. Gene Ontology annotation, molecular function: protein binding. The transcript is spliced from 24 exons. NCBI's taxonomy places the organism in Eukaryota, Metazoa, Chordata, Amphibia, Anura, Hylidae.